Molecule: messenger RNA, 477 nt
Organism: Schistocerca gregaria
Lineage: Eukaryota; Metazoa; Arthropoda; Insecta; Orthoptera; Acrididae
Product: piggyBac transposable element-derived protein 1-like
Exons: 1
Coding region: 1-477 (158 amino acids)
Source: RefSeq, a predicted model, not a curated record
AUGUUGGACUGCACUGAAAAACCCGAGAAUCAUUGUGUGUACUUUGAUAAAUUCUUCACUAGUAGAGAUCUUCUGAUUCAUCUGAGAAAUUUGGGUUUUCGAGCAAUUGGGACUGUCAGAGAGAAUCGAGUAGGUGACUGUCCACUACUGAGCAGCAACGAACUGGGGGGGGGGAAGUUCGAGGAAACUAUGACUACCAGUUCGACAGGAAUGGUGAAGUUUGUUCGAUGGCACGACAACAGAUGCGUACAACUGAUACAAAUUUUGACCAAGUUGAACCUUUGGGAGCAGCUACGCGGUACAGUAGACAGGCAAGUAAGAAGACAAGCUGCCGUUUUGAAGUCAUGUAACGUGUACAUGGGAUGUGUUGACCACCAUGACUGGUUAAUUGGAAAAUAUGCGACGAUAAUUAGAGGGAAAAAAAUUGUACUGGGUCCUAUUACACGUUUGCAGGAAAUGGCCCUCGUGAAUGCCUGA